AUGAGAAUCGUCAGUUGGAUCCGUCAAGAGACAGGAUGCACCAGUUGUGGUGGUGGCAGCGGCAACUCCCGUCCAUCCACGGGGCGGCUGAUGCUGGCGCGGUGGUGUCGUGCCUUGGAGCCUACCAAGAGAGUUGAUUCGGUCGUCCAUGUCGUGGCAACGGUACAGGAGAUUGUAACUGACACGGGAGUUUUUUGGAACAGCGGAGCAGAGGAUGUAGCUUUGAUAGAAUAUACAAAAUUAACUAGUCGACCAUUUAGAGCCUUCAGCCUUGAUACUAGGAGGCUGAAUCCUGAGAAAUACAGGUUCUUUGAUACCAUAGAGAAGCACUACAGGAUCAACAUCGAGUACAUGUUUCCUGAUGCAGGGGAAAUACAUGGCCUUGUUAGAAGCAAAGGCCUCUUCUCCUUUUCCGAAGAUGGGCACCAAGAAUGCUGCCAAGUGAGGAAAGUGAGACCUCUAAGGAGAAUGUUGAAAGGCCUCCGCGCGUGGAUCACUGGGCAGAGAAAGGAUCAAUCCCCUGGCACCAGAACCAAUAUCCUUGUUGUUCAGUAUCCAGCUUUUCUUGGUGUUCAAAAGAAAAGUGAAAAACUAGUUCAGCAUGGCCCUAUCAUUGUGCAGAUAUAUGCUGAUCAGAGGCACGCAAAUUGUUCCUUAGCUAGAGACUACCUAGAGAAAAGGGAGAAAGCAUGGUUUGCAAGUCUCUGA
Zingiber officinale is the source of this 708-nucleotide messenger RNA. RefSeq names its product 5'-adenylylsulfate reductase 1, chloroplastic-like. The transcript is spliced from 6 exons. Gene Ontology annotation, molecular function: catalytic activity. NCBI's taxonomy places the organism in Eukaryota, Viridiplantae, Streptophyta, Magnoliopsida, Zingiberales, Zingiberaceae. The coding region runs from base 1 to 708 and encodes 235 amino acids. The record is from RefSeq and is a predicted model, not a curated record.